AUGGCAUCUCAAGGCUUCUGGGGUCGCUUCAACCUAAGGAACGAAGAUGGAAAGUCAUGUAUGAGAGCUAUACAGAAUGCAUAUAUAGGGUAUAGGGUGAAAGAGCUUGAACAGCAGGGAUAUUGCAGUUGCACGUUGUUGGUUGCGCCUUUGAGCGGCACUGAGCACAGCACGAUUGUGGAUAAGGACCUGGCAGAGGAAUUUGAAGGGCGCAGCACAAGAAGUGAGCUGAUCGUUCAACUCCGACCUGCGCCUCACGCACUUGAUCUCGACAUUGUGCACGUCGCAGCCAAGAUCUAUCCAUCGCUGGCGCCAACCGUCGCACUUCUGGACGUAGAGCUACCUGAAGGCCUGAAGGCUUACGAGAUGGACAGAAUUCCCGGCACAUCUCUCAGUCGUCUGAUGCCGCACGCACGUACCUUGACUACAAAAGAGCAAGCUCGACUGGAGACGUUAGUCUUGAGCUUUGCCAAAUUCAUCGCACAAGGCUGGCAGGGCGCGUCGAAAGCGCAAACAUUACCAACACUCAGAGCCACGCGAGCUGACUCGCCAAUGGAAGAUACACCAGACAUACUCUCACAGUGUCGCGGCAAAGUCGGCUCAAGCAUUAUCUAUCGACUCGAGAAACUGGCUGCAGAACUACCUGACACAUACUUGAGAAGAAGAGCAGGGAAGACACUCUCAGCCAUACAAAACAUGACAGACUACCCUGUCAUUCUAAAUCACGGGGAUCUCAUACCAUCCAACAUUCUCGUCGAUGGGGAUCGGUGGGAGAUGACUGGCCUGGUCGAUUGGGCUGAAGCAGAGUUCUUGCCUUUUGGGACGUGUCUGUAUGGGCUUGAGCAUCUGCUAGGGUAUUACGAACGAGAUUCUUCCAGCAAAAAAUCUGCAUGGGUCUACUUCGAAGGAGCCGCACGGCUCCGAGAGGCGUUCUGGGAGUACUUGUUCGCAGCUGCACCGGGUCUGAAAGCACGUGAAGAUGAAGUAAGGACGAUGCGAGAUAUGGGCGUUUUGCUCUGGCACGGUAUCGCGUGGGACGAUGGAGCUAUCAAUCGUGUUGUCAGCGAGCUUCGCGAUCAGGAAGAAUUAGUCAAGCUUCGUGCGUUUUUGGGUACUGAUUGA
Bipolaris oryzae ATCC 44560 is the source of this 1122-nucleotide messenger RNA. RefSeq lists its product as uncharacterized. The transcript has a single exon. Bases 1 to 1122 code for a protein of 373 amino acids. Lineage: Eukaryota; Fungi; Ascomycota; Dothideomycetes; Pleosporales; Pleosporaceae. The record is from RefSeq and is a predicted model, not a curated record.